AUGGCAAAAGGUGAUGACGCCCUUGCUGGGCGCGACGAGCGAAACAUUGCGAGUCAUCGAUUUCCACCACAUGCUACGAGCGAUCGAACAUUCAAAUUCCAAGGACUGUACAUAUCAGUUUUCAACGAAGAGACACAGGACAGAAAGACUCUGGAGGAAAACGUCACGGAAUACAAAGAUUUCGAGGUCCCAAAGGGCUACACAACCUAUGUUCGAGGGGUAGAGAUAAUGCGCUGGGAAAAUUAA
This is a messenger RNA of Akanthomyces muscarius, 246 nucleotides long. RefSeq lists its product as uncharacterized. NCBI's taxonomy places the organism in Eukaryota, Fungi, Ascomycota, Sordariomycetes, Hypocreales, Cordycipitaceae. The record is from RefSeq and is a predicted model, not a curated record. Bases 1 to 246 code for a protein of 81 amino acids. The transcript has 2 exons.